Cervus elaphus (red deer) is the source of this 950-nucleotide messenger RNA. RefSeq names its product HD domain containing 2 (gene HDDC2). NCBI's taxonomy places the organism in Eukaryota, Metazoa, Chordata, Mammalia, Artiodactyla, Cervidae. The coding region runs from base 71 to 688 and encodes 205 amino acids. Gene Ontology annotation, cellular component: cytoplasm. The record is from RefSeq and is a predicted model, not a curated record. Gene Ontology annotation, molecular function: 5'-deoxynucleotidase activity. The transcript has 6 exons.
GGAGCUUCGGGGGCGGAGCUUCGAGCGGCGCUCCCGCGGCGGGCUAGGACCUGUUGGGAUCCGCUGCCGCAUGGCUUCGGCCUCACCCGCUGCGACCAUGUCGGGCCGCGGGGCCCGGAACCUGCUGCAGUUCCUGCGGCUGGUGGGGCAGCUCAAGAGAGUCCCACGGACUGGCUGGGUAUACAGAAAUGUCCAGAAGCCAGAGAGCGUAUCAGAUCACAUGUACAGGAUGGCAGUUAUGGCUCUGGUGACCAAAGAUGAACGUCUUAACAAAGACCGAUGUGUACGCCUAGCCCUGGUUCAUGAUAUGGCAGAAUGCAUCGUUGGGGACAUAGCACCAGCAGAUAACGUCCCCAAAGAAGAAAAACAUAGGCGAGAAGAGGAAGCAAUGAAGCAGCUAACCCAGCUCCUCCCCGAGGAUCUCCAGAAGGAGCUCUAUGAACUUUGGGAAGAAUACGAGACCCAGUCUAGUGCAGAAGCCAAAUUCGUGAAGCAGCUGGACCAGUGUGAGAUGAUUCUUCAGGCAUCUGAAUAUGAAGACCUUGAGCACAAGCCCGGGAGACUGCAGGACUUCUACGACUCCACAGCAGGAAAAUUCAGUCACCCGGAGAUAGUCCAGCUUGUUUCUGAACUUGAGGCAGAAAGAAACGCUAACAUAGCCAGCGCCGCCAGUGAGCCACGCUCCUGAGAUGUCCCCUGCGCUGCUGCCCUCGUGGAGCAAACACUUCAGUUUUCUGUCUCACGGUUUUCUGUUUUGCCACUGUUGGUCUAUUGAUUUUCCCAGAUGUGUUUAUUUUCAAUUGCCUGGACUCCAGCAAGAAACGCGAUACAGUUUGGAUAAUAAAAGAAGCUACAGAAUGUGGUCACGAAAAUGUCAUGGAUGGAGACUUGGAGGCUGGUGGGGGUGGCAGGGGGGUGGUUUGAACUAAAUAAAAUUUUAAAAUCUUAAA